Diatraea saccharalis (sugarcane borer) is the source of this 1145-nucleotide messenger RNA. The record is from the annotation of a GenBank genome assembly. NCBI's taxonomy places the organism in Eukaryota, Metazoa, Arthropoda, Insecta, Lepidoptera, Crambidae.
AUGAAUUAUCAAAAAAUGUGUUUUUUUAGCGUUUCUAAAACGGGCGAAAUUUUGUUUUUCGAAACAGAGUAGGCCCUAUAGCUUGUAUAUGUUUUAUAGGUAAUGUACAAGGCUUCGAUGCUGUAAUAGUAUCAGAUGUACCGAUGGGUUCUGGUCUGUCAAGCAGUGCAUCACUAGAGGUCGCCGUCUUCACACUACUUGAACAACUUACAGGCGCAAUUGUACAUCCAAUUCAAAAAGCCAAACUUUGCCAGAAAGCAGAACAUGAGUUUCCAGGCAUGCCAUGCGGUAUCAUGGACCAGUACAUCGCGGCCAUGGGAAAAAAGGACCAUGCGCUACUCAUUGAUUGCCGGUCACUAGAAUCCACCCAGAUUCCUAUGAGAAUCGAUGAUACAUCGAUAUUAGUAGUCAACAGUAAUGUGAAGCAUCAGCUGACAGGCAGCGAAUAUCCUCAGAGAAGGGCGCAGUGCCAGGAAGCGGCAGAUAAGCUCGGCAAACCCUCACUGAGAUCUGCUACGAUUGAAGAUUUAAAACAAUUGGAACAGUUAAAGUGUGAUAAGUUGGUUAUAAUGAGGGCCAGGCACGUCAUCGAAGAGAUUUACAGAACUGAAGAAGUAGCAAAGAGUCUCAUAGAGAAGGACAUGAAGACGGUUGGCGAUUUAUUCUUUCAAUCACAUGAAUCCCUUAGCAAACUGAUGGAAGUGUCAUGUCCAGAGUUGGAUCAGCUGGUGGAUAUCAUGAAGGGCAUGCCGGGAUUGUACGGCGCGAGGAUGACUGGAGGGGGUUUCGGUGGCUGUGUUAUUGUAUUGGUAAGUUUACAUUACUACAGUGUUAAAACUCUAAAGUGUCUAGAAGCCUAUAUAAAUGAUAAUCAUCAUAUCAGCCAAGAGACGCCCACUGCUGGGCAUAGGCCUCCCCCAAAGAUCAAAGAUAUAAAUGAUAAUAAGGUUUUUAUUUUCUCAUCAUAAAAGAGAUAAUGCACGUUGAUGAUACAAAAUUUCUGUUACAAAAUUACUUUUUAACAGAAAUGUGUGUUGUAUGUAGGUAUAGUUUGUGUGUAAAAUUAAAUUAGUAAAUAAAGACCUUAAUUGCAGAUCAAGCUCCGUAGGAGAUACUUGAAACGACCUAAAGUGAUGAAAUAAUCU